This is a messenger RNA of Epinephelus moara (kelp grouper), 5758 nucleotides long. It is a transcript of the gene wdr47a, whose product is annotated as WD repeat domain 47a. The transcript is spliced from 17 exons. The coding region runs from base 181 to 2925 and encodes 914 amino acids. NCBI's taxonomy places the organism in Eukaryota, Metazoa, Chordata, Actinopteri, Perciformes, Serranidae. Gene Ontology annotation, molecular function: protein binding. The record is from RefSeq and is a predicted model, not a curated record.
UCCAGCAGGGAGGGGACACAGUCAUACACGGAGGAGGAGGGACAGCCAGCCGGGCAGGACAAACACCACUCACAAUACCGAGCCGCACUCGUCGUGACAGCGUCUGUCAACAGCGCGGAGACACCCGUGGGGACAGUUUUCUUCCACCUCAUGUAUUUAUAGACACAGCCCGUCGUCACCAUGACAGCGGAGGAAACCAUAAAUGUGAAGGAGGUGGAGAUCAUCAAGGUGAUCCUGGACUUUCUCAACUCCAGGAAGCUGCACAUCAGCAUGCUGGCCCUGGAGAAGGAGAGCGGCGUCAUCAAUGGGCUCUACUCAGACGACAUGCUCUUCCUCAGGCAAUUGGUGCUUGAUGGCCAGUGGGACGAGGUCCUGCAGUUUAUUCAGCCUUUGGAGUGCAUGGAUAAGUUUGACAGAAAAAGGUUUCGUUACAUCAUCCUGAAGCAGAAGUUUCUGGAGGCUCUGUGUGUAAAUAACGCCAUGUCUGCAGAAGACGAGCCGCAGCAUUUGGAGUUCACGAUGCAGGAAGCAGUUAAGUGUCUCCAUGCCCUGGAGGAGUUCUGUCCCUCUAAAGAUGACUACAGCAAACUGUGUCUGCUCCUCACACUGCCUCGCCUCACAAACCACGCAGAGUUCAAGGAUUGGAACCCGAGCACGGCCAGGGUGCAGUGUUUCGAGGAGGCCUGCACCAUGGUAGCGGAGUUCAUCCCUGCCGACAGGAAGCUGAGCGAGGCUGGAUUCAAGGCCAGCAGGGAUCGACUCUUCCAGCUGAUGCUCAAAGGAGUCCUCUAUGAGUGCUGCGUGGAGUUCUGCCAGAGCAAGGCGACAGGCGAGGAGAUCACAGAAAGCGAGGUCCUCCUGGGUGUCGACAUGCUGUGUGGUAACGGCUGCGACGACCUGGACCUGUCCCUGCUCUCCUGGAUGCAGAACCUCUCCCACACCGUCUUCUCCUGCGCCUUCGAGCAGAAGCAGCUCAACAUCCACGUGGACCGCUUGGUCAAGCCCGCAAAGACCGGCUACGCUGACCUCCUCACCCCGCUCAUCAGCAAACUAUCUCCAUACCCUUCCUCCCCGCUGCGACGCCCCCAGUCCGCCGAUACCUACAUGUCACGCUCCUUGAACCCGGCGUUGGACGGGUUGUCUUACGGGCUGUCCGGCCAGGAUAAGAGAGCAAGUGGCGGGGAGGUAGUGCCGGGUAAAGGGGUCUCUCCCAUGUCCCACUCGUUUGCCAAUUUCCACUACCCUGGAGCAGGAGGGCAGAGCCUGAGCAGGAGUCUCAUGAUGGAGAGCUCUGACUGCCACAGCAUCUUUGAGGAAUCCCCUGAGACGUCGAGGACAGACACACCUGUGGAUAAGAUGAUGAGUUCAGGUGGCACUCCGAACCUGCGUCCUGCCUCAGCUCCGGGCGAGGACGCACCAUCCGAUGGUUCUGUUGACAGGAACGAGCUUCGAGACUCAACAGAGAAGUACGAGGAGUUCUAUCGGCAGCGUCUCCGCGUGCAGCAGCACCUGGAGCAGAAGCAGCAGCAGAGGCAAAUGUACCAGCAGAUGCUGCUGGAGGGAGGAGUCCAGCAGGAGCCCCCACCCAGCGACAUGCAGCACAGCCUCACAGAGAAGUUCCUCAACAGGUCCAUCCAGAAGCUGGAGGAGCUCAAUGUGGGGAUGGAGAAUUUAGGGGAGGACAUGAAGUCUCUGACCCAGCAGUGCAAUGGCAAUGGGAACCCGCCCACCUCUGAGGACAAUAACAACCCUCCAUCUGCGACCCCGGAGAAAACCCUAGGGGGAGGGGUGCUCAGCAGCACCCCACAACGCACCGUGGGGGGCCGCCCCGUCCAGCCUCCAAAUGAGUCCCCUGUCGUCGCCCAGAGUGAGCAGAAACUAAAAGGAAGUCAACCAGGUGACUCUCCAGGCUCCCUGUCCCGAAGUAAAGAGGGAGACAAGUCUAAAAGCCUGUUUGUGCCGGUGCAUUCUCUGGAAGACACUCAGGCUAUCCGAGCUGUCGCCUUUCACCCGUCCGGAUCGCUCUACGCUGUGGGAUCCAACUCCAAAACUCUACGUGUCUGUGCUUAUCCAGAAACACUGGACCCAAGUGGUUCAAGUCCAACAAAGCCGCCAGUUGUCCGCUUCAAACGAAACAAACACCACAAAGGGUCCAUCUACUGCGUGGCUUGGAGCCACUGUGGGCAGCUGCUGGCCACAGGCUCCAACGACAAAUAUGUCAAAGUUUUACCUUUCAGUGCGGAGACGUGCAACGCCACCGGCCCAGACCUGGAGUUCAGCAUGCAUGACGGCACCAUCAGAGACCUGGCCUUCAUGGAGGGUCCCGAAAGUGGAGGAGCCAUCUUGAUAAGCGCCGGAGCUGGAGACUGUAACAUCUACACUACUGACUGUCAGAGGGGACAGGGUCUGCACGCCCUCAGUGGACACACAGGUCACAUCCUGUCUCUGUAUACAUGGGGAGGCUGGAUGAUUGCUUCUGGCUCUCAAGACAAGACGGUGCGUUUCUGGGACCUCAGGGUGCCCAGCUGUGUCCGAGUGGUGGGAACUGCUUUCCAUGGGUCAGGCAGUCCUGUUGCCUCAGUAGCAGUAGAUCCUAGUGGCCGUCUCCUAGCAACAGGACAGGAGGACAGCGCAUGCAUGCUGUAUGACAUCAGAGGAGGACGAAUCGUCCAGGUGUACCGGCCGCACUCCAGUGAUGUGCGAUCCGUCAGGUUCUCCCCUGGAGCGCAUUACCUGCUCACCGGCUCCUAUGACACAAAGGUCAUAGUCACCAACCUCCAAGGUGACCUGACCAAGCAGUUGCCUCAGACUGUGGUGGGAGAGCACGGCGACAAGGUGAUCCAGUGUCGAUGGCACACAAGUGACCUGUCCUUCCUCUCGUCCUCUGCUGACCGCACUGUCACACUCUGGACUCACAACCCAUAACACACACACACACACACACACACACACACACACACACACACACAGAACCAGUCAAAAUCUAACAGCCUGUUUACACCUGGUAUUAACGUUCAUUUCAGUCAUCUGAACACAAGUGGACAGCCGAGACACAUCGCCACUUACACCUGUGUGUGUAUAUGCGCCUGCAGCUGACCACUUGUGUUAGAUUUCGUUACUGCCUACGUCACGUACGCUGGAACAGGGGUAGGUAAGCUGCAGCUAUUUAGUCCCUCUCUAGUUGCGCCGUGCUUUUGACAAAUUAUAUGUAAAAUAAUAUCGGCUUAUUUUUAACAUUUCAUUUAUCAUUGUCGUCGACCUAAAGUGAUGCACAUAUUCUCCAGUGGUAAAAACGUGUACCCUAUACACCAAGGAAAAAAAGUGUCUUAACAUUUCGUCACCAAAAGUGUGCAUCACAUGUCUAUGGCCUUGUUCCUUUUUCCUCUAAAUACUGGCUAGUCUUGUUUCGCCCUAGCUAAGUCUCGUAGGAAAAUAGAGAAUUUAAUAGUGCAUGGACAGAUUUGUUUGCUUUCACAGCCAAUGCUACAAAGUUAAAGUACCAAGCAAUCAUCAACAGAUCACUGCAGAGUAGCCUUCUAAGCUAAAACAUAUUAAUGAAUGCUCACUUAGACCUAUUAGUAAUGUUCAUAGACUAAUUUAGACUAGAAUAGGCUGUUUUUUUUUUUUUGUUUGUUUUUGACCAAAAAUGUCUCUUUUGAUAUUUAAGGUUGCCGACCCCUGCGCUAGAAGGUUUAAGGGCCCUGCACACGGGUAUUACAUCCACACUAACUGCUCGCUAGUCAUGUUAGCGGAUGUGUCGGUACAGCUGGAGAUAUCACUGUCAGCAGAAUUCGACAUGUCUUCUUCCAGAGGGCAAAAUGAUGCACAGUCACUCAACACUUAGUCCUGCACUGAUGGAGUAAGCUUUGUCAGGGACGCAUCAGGACACAAUAGCAUUUACACUACAAAAGACGUGGUCAAAUACGUCCCAAGUUUUGUUCUGGAGUUCGUUCACACUUAUAUUAGGUGCUGUCCACUUGUAAUCUGAUCACGCUGUUAAUACCAGGUGUAAAGAGGCUCUUAAAGACACAUUCCCUCUAAAGCAGUGGUUCCCAACUGGUCCAGCCACGGGGUCCAGAUUUCUCCUUAGUCAUUAGUUCAAGGUCCACACAGUUUAAUAUAUUCAAUGUCAUAUUUGCGCUUGGCCAUGUCGUUGAGCUAGUUUGCUGUCUCUGUCAAGUAGCUGUCCGUUAGUCACUUACUCUGCAGCAGGAAAUGGCACUUCAAACUAAAAGCUCUGUGCUGGAAAUUCACUAUACGUCAAAAUAAAGUGUGUUUUAAUAAACUUGCGGUCCAUUAAGAACAGACCUGAGACCCACUUUUGGACUGUGACACACCAGUUUGGAACCACUGCUCUAAAACAACACAGCUCCUCCUGCACUAUCAACACUGUCACACCCUCUCAACACACUUACAGCUUGAAAACACACACACACACACAUACACCGACACACGAGCAGGUGAAUGAGCCUUUCGCUCCUGUCUGUAGGAAACCAAAAUGGAUACAAACCUGUGACACAUCAGAAGCACACGUUGCAUGUUGUCUCCUUUUUUUCUUUACAUCACUCACAUCGCAUUUGUCACGCCGAUUGUCGUCACCUUGAGGGUCAAACAGCGGGAUCAUUCGUUAUUCUCACUGUCACUCCAUCCUACAUCUUCACUUGUUACACACACGAGUCAGUUGCUGCAUGUUCUUUUCACUGAGGAGUUGUUGAGGUUAGACAGGACAGAGUGCUUUGUUCAUGAUGGUGCCUUUCUUGAGUUUCCAUAGCAAAAAUGUAAAAAAAAAAAAAAAACAAAGACAAAAAAAAGUUAAUAUGGUCAUUUUUCAAGAUCAGAUUUUGUUAAGUCAUCUUGGGAAGUCCGACAUUCCUUCUUCUUUUGCAUAUCAUUUUCUUACAGCUGGUGUAAUGCUGCUAUUGUUUGAGGAAACGAGUUGAAUCUCUGGUGUAAAAUGUUUUCUCAGUGUGUCAGUAGUGAGCUUUUUCCCCUAUCAGGAGGCUGAAUCUGUGGAGGUCAUACUAUCUGUUGAUCAGUCAGCUGUUGCUUCCCUGUGGGAUGUGCUGAUGUCUAAUGUUACCGUAUCCACUGCAUCGCUACAACUCAAAAAUGUGUAAAAAUAAUUAGCUUGUGCAUUCGUUUUGAAAUUUGAAAUCAGUGUUUUUUGCGCUGAAGCUGUUACAGUGUCUUGCGAUGGCUUGCUUGCAAUGGAAGAUCGUUACUAUGUCAGCAUCAAAGGGAAAAUGUGAUUUGUGGUUGAGCGCCCCAGCAUUCAGUUUAGGAGUUGUAAGUGUUCAAAAGCUUUGGUUUGUCUACUGCUGUAACACUAUAACAACAGUAGGUGGCAGUCUUUGCCCAUAGCAAAGGUCUAACCAUAUGCACAAUGAAAUCUGAAUGGACGCACGGGUGUUUUGAUAUUUAUUUAGAACAAGUAUUCGGGGCAUAUGCAUCCUUUUCUUGUAUUUUACAUGCGCACUUUGUCUUUUAACAUCGUCUUCUGAUAUUAAUUUACUUACAAAGAUGCAUAUUUUAUGUUAAUGUAUAGUAUAUAUUGUUUUAACAAAUAAGGCCAAACUAAUACGUACAUAGAUGUAUUUAUUUCAGUUGUGUUAAUGUAUGUACAGUUAUUAGUAUGUUUUUGAAAUGCUAGUGGCUCUUGUAUUAAGCCUUUCUAAUUCUUGUUUUUAAAAGUGACUUAAAUUAAUUCAAGCUAACUCAAGUCUGACUGCUGGUACGUUCAAUAAAGUGUCUUUUACAC